This is a messenger RNA of Echinococcus granulosus, 5784 nucleotides long. RefSeq names its product Myoferlin. The coding region runs from base 1 to 5784 and encodes 1927 amino acids. Gene Ontology annotation, biological process: plasma membrane organization; membrane fusion. The transcript is spliced from 35 exons. Lineage: Eukaryota; Metazoa; Platyhelminthes; Cestoda; Cyclophyllidea; Taeniidae. Gene Ontology annotation, cellular component: membrane. The record is from RefSeq and is a predicted model, not a curated record.
AUGUCUAAGAAAAAACAAUCUGUUAAAUUGCCAUUUCAGAUUCGCAUCCGCAUUCAUGGAGCGCGUCAAUUACCCGGAGGAAAUAUUUCACCACUCUGCAAAGUGCUAUGCUGGAAUCAGACACAAAUAACAGCGGUCAGGCAUUCUACUAACACACCCUUCUGGGGAAAGACCUUUUUCUUUAACUUCCACAAAUCGCCUGCUGAGUUGUUUCAACACAGUAUUGUUUUCGGAGUGCACAAUUCGCGGAAGCUCCGGUCCGAUGCUUUUAUUGGCAGCUUCGAGUUGAGCAUUGCAGCCGUUUACGAAAGUCCCAAUCAUGCCAUUAUGCACAAAUGGCUUCUUCUUGGUGAACCCGAGGACCCUCAGGCCGGCUCAAAGGGCUAUCUGAAGGUUGCCUUGGUCAUCUUGGGCCCCGGUGAUGAAGCGCCGGAUCUCAAGGCAAAAGAAGAUUCGGACGAUGAAGAUAUCGAGGCAAAUAUUCUACGACCUGCUGGUUUGCAACUCCGGCCAGCAUUAAUGAAGUUCUUGUUAUAUACCGGAGAGGAUUAUCCAAGAAUGGACAGCAAUGCGUUCUCGGGUGUAAAGAAACUCUUCAAAGGUGGAAAGGAUGAUAAAGACUUUGUUGACCCCUUCGCCUUGGUGAAAUCAUCAACAAAAGAAGGUACUGAUCACCCAGAAUGGUACGAAGAACUGAAACUUGGUGUCCAGUUUCCAUCCAUGUGUGACAAGCUGGCAAUAACUGUCUACGAUUGGGAUCGUUUGAGCAAAAACGAUGCAAUCGCAACUGCAUUCAUCAAGAUCGCCGACAUCUCUGCCUUGAGAGAUGGCGAUGAUGGUUUUCUACCAACUUUCGGUCCAUCCUUCAUCAACCUAUACGGGUCACCGCGUGAAUUUAGCGAUGGGCUCGAUAAAUUUGACGCUUUGAAUUUGGCCAAAGGAGAAGGAUGUGCCUACAGAGGCCGUGUGCUUUGCGAGGUCCAAACAGAGCUUCUGGACGAAAUGCAACAAUCUGGAGUCAAUCCAAUACCCGAGGACAUGAAAGUUCACGUCACUAAAUACAUGCGGCGACGAAAGUACGUACUUCACGCCGCCUUCUUCCAUGCCAAUAUGAUCAGCAUCGAUGACGCACCAAUUGAAUUUGAGGUCAGCAUUGGCAACUACGGUAACAACCUUGAUGAGACAGUACCACCCUGCGCAUCGACCACUCCGCCUACCAACGCAGUGUUCGAUGGCUGCUACUACAACUUCUUGCCCUGGAGUGACACCAAGCCGUGUACCGCUGUAGAGUGCCAAUGGGAGGAUAUCUCCUAUCGUCUCUAUGCUGUCAACAUGAUAACUCGAAUCGCUGAUAACUUGGAAUAUGGCCUCGAAAAUAUCGAAGUGAGCAUGAAAGUCGACCUCGCAGAAGAAGACCUGGCAAGCACGGUCAUUGCAACCCUCGACCAGUUCAUAAUGGACUGCCAAACUCCACUGCCCGAGUGGACGGAGGGUUGUACUCCAGUAAAUAACCUGGACCAGAAGCUAAUGAAAUUACGUCAUGACGAUCUGGAGCAACUCAAGACCCAGGCUGUCAAACUUCGUGAAGAAGCUACGAGUGCUGAAGAUGUUGUUAAAGAACUAAAGGUUUACCUUGAAACUUUGCGCAAAAUCUUUGUUGAGCCACAAAACAGCAUGCCAGAUGUUGUUAUAUGGAUGAUUGCUUCUGAGAAAAGAAUCGCCUACUUCCGCAUACCGGCAUAUGAUUUGCUCUUCUCCGAAAAUCAAAUGUAUCGUGGUCGUUAUUGUGGUGAGGUCCGGACUAUAAUGCUAAAGCCUCCAUCUUUGGAUAAAGAUGAUAUGUCUGAUAAGUGGAAGGUGCCUGCCCAAGUACGUUUGAGUUUGUGGCUCGGUUUGGAAAAGGAGCAGACUGACUGGGCCGGCCGAGAAGACGAUGGGCUGCUAACCGUUGUGGCGGAAACAUACGAGAACGAAGCCCAAAUAGUAGGUAAGUGGUCUUCGCGUCGACCACCACUAACUCGCCCCAACUUCACGGACUGCACUGGACACCUCGAAACCCCGAAAGAGAACUUCAUUCCGCCUGUUGGCUGGAAGUGGGAAGGUGAUUGGUAUAUUAGCCCCGAGUUCUCACUCAUGUUUAAGAAGGAUACCGGGGCAACAAGCUUCUUGGAAGAUGUGUUCUAUAAUGAAAAGCGCACCCCAAUCUCCGGUUGGGAGAAAGCACCACUAGCGUAUACGGACGCCCAAGGCUACGAAAAGUCGGGUCCAGAUGAGAUUGAACUCCCGAGUGGAUGGGUUUGGGAGGACGAUGCCUGGAAGGUUGACUUCAAUAGGCCCUGUGACGAGGAAGGUUGGGAGUAUUCUGUGGACCACUCAAUCGGCAGCUACGUGGCCGUGGAAAAGGUCUUUCACAUGAGCCGAAGACGCCGUUUAAUCCGCCGCCGAAAGGUUCAGGAUAUCACUAAGAAUGUCAAAGAAGAUAUUGUAGCCAAGAUGAUGGAAAAGAAAAUGGAGUCAAUGACACCUGCCGCAGGGGAAGGCUGGGAAUACGCAUUCAGUUUCAGCAAACGAUUUCACACUCCGAAGAAGGGUACUGACAAUGUGCGGCGGCGUCGGUGGCACCGAAAACUUGUUUCUGACAGUCCCAACUCUAUUGUGCCAGGACUCUUUCAACUUCCACCACAAAGUGACGAGCAAACUAAUAUGACAAGUCCACGUCUGUAUAUCAAAUACGAAGCUAAGCAAACGUGGCAGCUAAAUGCCUAUAUUUUUCAAGCUCGUGGUCUCUUGGCAGCUGACCAAUCAGGUUUGUCUGACCCCUAUGCCCGUGUCUGCUUCAUUAACCAAUCGCAAAAGACAGAACGUCUGGAGAAGACUCUCAGUCCUCAGUGGGAUCAGACACUUAUUUUUGAAAAUGUUGUUAUCUACGGUAAUCCUAACGUCAUUGUGGACUCGCCUCCACGCGUGACAAUUGAACUUUUUGACUGGGACCAAAUUGGCACGGAUAGUUUCCUUGGUUGCUGCAGUCUGACGCCUGAAGUUGUCACUGAUCCUGCUGAAUUCAAAAAAGUUAUGCUUCAAUGGUAUCCCAUCAAGAAACAAGGCAGAGAUGGCGGCGAGCUUCUUGCUGCGUUCGAAUUGAUGUUGCUUAAUGGAACUGCUCCACCAUCCCCGCCUAAUCUUAAACCUGGCACCGAAAUCUACGAGGUUCCUGAGGGAAUCCGUCCCGAACUUCAAAGGAUGGGUAUUGAGGUGCUUUGCUGGGGUGUUCGUAACAUGUCCAAAUAUCAGUUGGCUGCAGUUAACUCACCUUCGGUGGAGAUUGAGGUCGGUGGAACAGUGCUCAGUUCAGAUGUCAUUACCAACUUAAAGAGGACACCAAACUUUAAGAAAUCACUCAUGUUUCACGUGGCUAAGCUCCCCAAGGAGACCCUUUACAUGCCGCCGAUCAACAUUGGCGUGCGUGACAACCGGCCGUUUGGUCGUAAACCGCUAGUUGGAACGCAUGUUAUUUCCGACAUUUCAGGCUUCAAAGUGCCUCCAUUAAUGCAACCAUUUGAUCCCCUCGAAGCUAUUCCAGAACUCGAACGGGCUGGUUCACCACCUCUUAUCCAUGAGCAAGAUAUGGACAAGCCGUACGAGCCGGAGAAGAAGGCUCUCUGUGCUACCGUUCCUGCUCAGCCCUAUGUGGAUCCAAAGAAAAAGUGGAAGUUUCUUUCUUUUCGAAAGAGACAACUUCAGGAGUCAAGAGCCAGCAUUCGGCGUUCUGAUCGCAUAGAUGGCGCAGGAACGUCCAUCACCGAGGAUGCAUUCGCGUACUUACGCGAACAGACUGGCGAAAUGGAUAUGGAACAGUUGGAUCCUAACAUUGAUUGGUACUCUAAAUACUACGCCUCCAAGGGUGAAUUCAAGAAAUGUACUGAUUACAAAGAGCGUGGCUACGACCUACUUAAGUACUUACCUCAUCCAGUGGAAGAUAGUGAGGGCUUCUACCACUUCGAGGACUUUUGUCCAACAUUUCACCUGUACCGAGGAAAGUCAAAGGAUUCUGAGGAAGAUGAUGAAGAAAACUUUGCCGGUGACUUCAAGGGAACCUUCCGUAUUUAUUGUCUACCCGAAGAUCCAAAUGCUGCGAUGCCGUUAAAAUACCUUGAAAACGAGGUUCCAGACUCAGCCCCUGUCGAAUGCAUUGUUCGUGUCUACGUUAUCAAAGCUAUUGAUUUGCAGCCGAGCGAUCCGUCCGGUUUGGCUGAUCCCUAUGUUGAAAUUAGACUGGGAAAACAGAAGGUCAGCUCCAAGGAUAAUUACAUCCCCAAUAACCUAAAUCCCGAAUUUGGCAGAAUGUUCCAACUGAAGGCUUUCAUUCCGAUUGAGAAGGAUUUGAUUAUCAAGAUCGUUGAUUACGAUUUGAUGACUCGCGAUGAUGUUAUCGGAGAGACUGUCAUCGAUUUGGAGAAUCGACUGCUUACUAGAUUCCGCGCUACAUGUGGCAUUCCACAGACCUACAAUUUGACAGGCUUAAACCAGUGGCGUGAUAAUCAGCUGCCCUCAGAAAUCCUCGCUACAUUCUGCAAAAAAAACUCUCUUCCAGAACCAAACUACUCCAUUGAGGGAAAUGGUAUUGUCACCUGUCAUAUCGGAGAGCACUUCUUUAACAUUAACGCGUUUGAAAAAGGCAUGAUUCCUAGCCCACAUUGGGGGCCUCCCAAGGAACGUCUUGCUCUCCAUAUCUUGAAUGCUCUCCCGCUGGUUAAAGAACACGUAGAAACAAGGGUGCUUCAGAACCCUAUUCAACCUGGAAUGGAUCAGGGCAAACUUGAACUAUGGGUGGAUAUAUUUCCUUUGAAUCUGGGUCAGCCCGGACCUUGCUUCGACAUUACUCCACGUCGUCCGAAAGAAUACGAGCUACGAGUUAUUGUUUGGAAUACAUACGACGUCAAACUUGAUGAAACGUCGAUCACUGGCGAACGUAUGUCUGAUAUCUACGUAAAAGGUUGGCUAAUGGGAGUCGAUGAACGCGAGCAUACAGAUGUUCACUACCGUUCGCUCGACGGUGAAGGCAACUUUAAUUGGCGUCUCAUCUUUCCAUUCGGGUUCAUACCAGCCGAAAAUGAAUUAGUUGUCUCGAAGAAGGAGCACUUUUGGUCUCUUGAUAAGACCGAAAAGAGAUUCCCGGCAGUCCUCUGUAUGCAGGUAUGGGACAAUGAUUUAUUCUCACCCGACGACUAUUUGGGCACGAUGGAACUACCUCUAACACACAUGCCACAACCAGUUAAGAAACUCAAGGAGUGCACCCUUGAUAUAAUGAAUACAAGCAGUCCAAAGAAUAAAAUGAUCAAUCUGUUUGAGAGCAAACGUGCUAGCGGUUUCUGGCCAUUCGCUGACCAGCCUGGGCCGGAUGGACAGCUCACGGGUAAACUUGAAGCAGAAAUAGAGCUCCUAACCAAAGAAGAAGCACUUGAAAGACCUGCAGGAAAAGGACAGGAUGAACCGAAUGCUAAUCCGCACUUGGAUAAACCCAAGCGUCCGGAAACUUCUUUCUUCUGGUUCACCUCACCCUUCAAGACAUGCAAAUUCAUUAUUUGCAAAAGAUUUAAAUGCAUCCUCAUUACGAUCAUUUGCGUCUUCCUCGCCGUCCUCCUUAUUGCGCUCUUUAUCUACGCUAUCCCGGUAACAACUUCUGGCAAGGAAAAUGGUUGGCGUGUAACUGUCCUUGUGAUGGUGGUGACUUGCAAAACUCACCUACUUUUCAGACGUUCCAGCACUCUCAUUGUGCCUUCAUAG